UGUAAAGCAAACCUUACCCUGCGAGUCAUCGCUGAGGGUUUAAAGCAUAUGUUUUUGUUUCUGUUUCGUGUGCAGUCAUUUGGGUUGAUCUUUUUUUAUUACUUUAAUUUGCAGUCACUCUCCCCGUAGGAACAUUUCUAUGGGACAGCACUCAAUUGAGACUUCCAGUAAUGUCAGGUUGCUCGGUUAUCCCUCUGACGUUACCGCAGUGGGACGGGGGCGCGAGGAGGAUUCGUGUUAUUUACCUGGUGGGUCUGACAUCGUUCAGACUGACAGAGAGCACCAAACAGGGUUCAGUGAUUCCGCUGUAUUUGGGAGCCGAUCUCCUCUCAAAGACUGAUGUCCGUACAGAAAACCAUCCAAGACACCACGCCAAGUUUGCCAAGAAAGGCCUUGCAACAAAAAUAACUUUUUCCUCAGCUUUCAGGUUUCACGGCUUGAAGGUACCCUCUGCAAAUAACAGCCUGUGGUUCUACAGCAUUCAGGGACUUUUUCGAGUAGCCUUUGAGUUGUACAGUAAGCAAGAGCAGCUUGCUGUGCUGGAGAAUUUCCAGGAUGUCUGGAAAGCACAGAUCAGUGACAGCCCUCUGCAAGUGAGUUACAGCCUCAGCGUGCAGCUGGACCCUUCAGGGUCCCUCAGCCAGUGUGACUCACAAUCAAAGGGUGUAAUAUCACAGCCUCCUUAUUGCCAGGCUGACAAGGAUGUGGUAGAUGUUAGUAGCAUGGACACUGCUGACACAUCAGCAGAUCAUGAUUAUUGUUCUCUUCCCAAGCAGAGCUUACAAUCUGAGCAAAGAGAAGUAGUGAUAUCAACAGUGAGACAAAAAUUGCACCGCUUGGAUGAACAGUUCUCCUCUGAGCCUCGAAGCUGCUCAGAGCAGCUGGAGACGGUCUUGCUGCUUUUGGAGAACAUCGAUCGCUACAUAAACGGGAGACUUGAAGAAAAAGAUGCGACGGAGAUUGUGCUGGCUCUGCUAAAGGCCAAAGACUGGGGCCCGGUGUAUUCAAGCAGCCUGCUCACCUGUAUAGGACGUUGGCUUGGCCAGCAGUUUCAUGCAGCCAACAGCAGCAUCAGCCAGAAGGUGGAGGGCUUUAAACUUCAGCACAUUGAGCGUAUCAGCGACCUGCCACCUGCUGAGGAACUAGCCACAGAGCUGUUCCCUGAAGCAAUGCGGACGCUGCUGCUUCACUGGAUGGGCUUAAGUGAGGACUUCAGCCUUGAAAAGAGACGCAGCGAGUACCCAAUUCUGCUCCUCAUCCUCGAGUUUGCCAACCACAACCUCAUCACUGGUGUAGCUCAUGUGUUGUACUCCAGUCUUAUAUGCAGGUAAAAGUGUCAACAUAAGACCUGUUUUUCAAUGGAACAACUUUUUAUAUUCAAAUAAAGGUUUAUUUUGUGCGUGUG
Oreochromis aureus is the source of this 1405-nucleotide messenger RNA. RefSeq lists its product as uncharacterized. The record is from RefSeq and is a predicted model, not a curated record. Lineage: Eukaryota; Metazoa; Chordata; Actinopteri; Cichliformes; Cichlidae. Bases 171 to 1331 code for a protein of 386 amino acids. The transcript has 4 exons.